Caenorhabditis briggsae is the source of this 360-nucleotide messenger RNA. Lineage: Eukaryota; Metazoa; Nematoda; Chromadorea; Rhabditida; Rhabditidae. Bases 1 to 360 code for a protein of 119 amino acids. The record is from RefSeq and is a predicted model, not a curated record. The transcript has 3 exons.
AUGGCAAAAGCACCGAUUGAUUUUGAAGAAGAGUGGAGUAAGAUCUCCAAUGGAACACUCGAAAUUAAAUGGUACUACUUUCCCACAACGCAAAGCUUAAAAAUCGACAUUGAUAAAAUUCAACAAGUGAAAAUAAUUCGUCAAGAUAAAGGAUACGCCAAAAAUUGGGGAUCUGGGGAUUUUGGUACAUGGUGGGCAUGCGAUAUGAAGAGAAACUUUCGCACUCACGCGGAUCAGUUCUAUAAUGUGAAGGUGGAUAUUGGUGAGACAUUCAAGAAGGGAUUUACCGUUAACGAGCUUGACAAGUUCCUGGUGGCAAUCAGAAAAUGGCUCAAGGUGCAAAAUAUCGCUUUUGAGUAA